Molecule: messenger RNA, 685 nt
Organism: Strongylocentrotus purpuratus (purple sea urchin)
Lineage: Eukaryota; Metazoa; Echinodermata; Echinoidea; Camarodonta; Strongylocentrotidae
Exons: 4
Coding region: 1-522 (173 amino acids)
Source: RefSeq, a predicted model, not a curated record
AUGGCCUACCCCGGAGAAGGGAAGGGUAUGUCAAACUAUGGACUCAGCCAUCUAACCCCCCAGCAACAAAAACUCCUCUGGGUCGAAAUUGUUGGGAGGGAGCAGCGAAUCAGGAAGCGUCAUCUAGCGGCCAAGGGUGGUCUAUCUGGGAUAUACAAAGAGAGCGAGAACCAGCAAACAUCCCAGGAAACAGGAGAGAUGAAGGAAAUCAUUUACUUCAACAAUAACAAAAAGCACGAGACGAACUCGACUUAUGACCGACUCUUUCACGUCAAACAUGGCUACCAGAAUAAGUUACACCGGGAUGAUCGCGAACACACACGGGGGCUCAAAGUUUAUGAGGAGGAAUCGUCCAAAGCCGUCCCAGCUCUUUCCUCAUCAGCCUACGGUCAUCGCCCUCCGUUAGAGAAGACGACACGCGAGCACGCCCGCAUCGAGCAUGUCAUGAAAGGUUUUUAUCGUCAUCGGGGAACUAAUCUACCAGAGUACGGCACGGAGACCGAUCUCGGCACCCAUCAUUAAAAACACUCUCAGUGACACCAGGAUAACAAGGAUUAAGAAAAAUAUCCUCUCCAUGAAAGGAAACAUGAUGAUGAUACAAAGCUUUUUUAUUUACAAAACGGAUAAAACAUCAUUUCUUUUAAGUGAGAGGAUAGAGCAUGAUGCAUCCAAGAACUCUCAAGGG